GGGCGGCUGACUGCGCUGCGCGGUCACCUCCCACAUCGAGAUGCACUCCUGCGUUUAACUUUGUUAUCGGCUGUCUUUCAUAGUGCAUGUAACGAACAAUCCGUAUUUUGUUGCAGUUAUCUUAUCUUUUCACGUGUUCCCGGUGGACCCCCCACACUAUUCUCCGUUUUUCCCGACAACAAGCUCAGUACAUUCGCAGACGAGUGCCAGCGAACGUCAUUCGUUCUUCGAGUGGACAACGCAGCCAGGGUGGAGAUUUACGAGUCAUCGAGCUUCCGGCGUGGUGGUGACGCUUCCUCCAGACAGGAAUCUUCUCCUGCAAAGUCGGUUGGGAAGACCUGAUCCUUGCUGGCGCAAGGAAACUUCAGAUUACCACUCACCAGUUUCUGAUAACGGCACCUCACGAAGCCGGGUUUUCGCGGAAAAUCGUAUUCAUGUCUAGUUCAGUCUGUCAAUUUUGAAAUUUUCACCGUUGCGGUUUGGAAAGUAAGACAACCUUAGCUCGUCUUGCUGCCUUAUUAGCACUAGCACAACACAAUUGGCCCUCCGAAAGUAGAAAGAAACACUAUAUUUGCACGUUGUUAAAAAUGGCCGAUGCAGUCAUUAAUGAGGGCCACACCCAGGAUACUGAUCUCAAGGAGUUUUUGCGGAAAGGACUCCAAAGGCUUGGACCCGUCGACAAAGUGAACCCUGCCGGCGUGACCGAUGAGAGCAUACAACAAGGAGCCGACCUCGAAUACACCGAGAAGCUUUCAGACAAGGAUGCUGGCCUGCUCCGACGGUUGUUGAGCUCAGGAACUCCCGUGAGGAAGCUGUGUAUGUUCGAAAUAUCGCACGGCGCAUUCAAGGUUGCUUUCCACAACCUCGAAGAAUGUCCUUCGCUGCAAGAAGUCCUCCUUCUUCAUGUUGACUGCGAAGACAAAGACUUAGACAUACAUCUUUGUGGUGCAUUUAGAGGUCUGCGCUCGUUGGACUUGCGCUGCGACAACACAGGGAGUGGAUUCGCGAAGGAGAUCGCACGCUAUAUCCACGAGAACAAGUCGCUCAGAGAACUGAGCCUCUGGAACUCGUGCGGCGGCGACGAAGGUGCCGCAGCACUCAUCGAAGUGUUAACGGUGAACGAAACCCUCAAGAGGUUCACCUUAGCUGCGAUGGAGCUAUCUCCGGACACCUUGAUCGGCUUCGUCAAGAUGCUAGCAUCCAACUCGACGUUGGAGCUCGUGGACCUUUUCGACGUGUGUCCCGCGGACAAGGACCUAGUGUCGCGCUUGUUGGAGACGGAACUGUACGCGAGCGCCUUCAAGAGGCUUCGCAUCCUGUGGCCCGAGCAACUUCUUCCGCAGGUCACGACGCUUCUUCGUCAACAAGCGUGCAGUACAGAGCUGUCCGUCAGCGUCACUUCCUCGGUCGACGAAGUCGUUCUUCGGGAAUUCUUCGAUGCCGUGGCAGCAGACACGACGCUUCGCACGCUACACUUUUACCCGAGCGAGGACGUAUUCGAUGCGCUCGCGGACGGCAUCGCUUCCGUAGUGAAGCGUACGAAGACACUCCGGGAAAUCUGCAACCUCAUGCGCGUGCAAGAAGGAAAAGAGUGCCAGCUUGUCAACGUCCUGAAUGCAUUGAAAGAAAAUCGUUCCGUUACGAAUUUCACAAUGUACGCCGAAUUGCUGACGGCCGAAGUAGCGGCGUCGCUGUCUGAGUUACUCGCUGUGAACAAUACAUUGAAUGACGUGGCCAUCUGCGACUACUGGGGAAUCUUGCCCGACCAGGUAGAAACCAUCCUGCAGGGUUUGAGGAAUAACUACACCUUGACAGGUCUCAUGAUUUCGUGGGACCCUGAUGACUCCGACGGAAUCAGCGAGAUGGAAGAGCUUUUGAAGAGGAACGUUCGUCUUCAAAAGAAGGCGGUGGAGUUCGUGAUUUCGGGGAGCCGUGACGUCAGUGACGUGGAAGGAGCGGAUGCUUUGAAGAAGCUGCACUCAAGCGCUGGCCUUGUAGAGAAGGUACGGGAGCUUACCGGCAAGACCAGAGAGGCAGCGAUAGAAGAAAUACAGUCUGCUUUAGCUCGCUUAUCUGCGUGAAUGCGGCUCCUGCAAGAAGGCAUAUUCGAAUGCAUCUGUGAUAUCGCCGCCUGCCUGCUACUUUAUAUAGCUGAUGCGCUUUUACAAAAUAGGUGACAGUGGGGAUGAAAUACGUGUGUAGUUCUGUAGGUCGAGUGGGCCUCAUGUGAAAAGUAUAAGUGUCCACAUGAAUGUUUUACUGUAUAUGUUACAGAAUAUGCGUGUACUAUUUCUUUGUGCAUGAUUGACCUAACACUUUAUUUUAAAUAGUACUCUAUGAUGUGCGAAUGAAUGAAUAAACUAUGUUAAUAAAAGUGAA
Dermacentor albipictus is the source of this 2379-nucleotide messenger RNA. Its product is annotated as protein NLRC3-like. NCBI's taxonomy places the organism in Eukaryota, Metazoa, Arthropoda, Arachnida, Ixodida, Ixodidae. The record is from RefSeq and is a predicted model, not a curated record.